UUUCAGAAAUUAAUUCAAAGAUUGCAAGUUGAUCGGUUGGAGUCGGAUCAAUUUACUAUAAUCUACAUGUACAUAAGCCAUUAUCUCAGAUUGAACUAAGUAAAUCGAGAACCCAACAGACAAAAGGUCGUAUACGUCCAAGUUGAAGUGGUCGAGGUAGACCUUGUGAUAAUCCCAUGACCUAAUAGAAGGUGUCAACACCAAAAGGUAUAUAUAGGUGUGCUUUGUAUAAAAACGAUAUGGCACAAGCUUCGUCAGAGUACAACAUGGCAGAGGACAAAGUUACACUUCACGUGAACGAUGCCAUACCACAGUCUGCUAAAUCACAGUUUGGAUUUUCAAAUUUCUUUCAACCUUGCAUGGCUGAACUGUUAGGAUUACUUCUAUUUGUGUUUAUUGGAUGUUUAGCGGUGCAGGAUAGUCCCCUUGGUGUUGGGACGGGUUCUCCAGCUGCAAUAGCUGUGGCAGUUGCACAUGGAUUUACCAUUGCCUUAUUGAUUGCUGGUUUUGGCCACAUGAGACCAAGCUUAGUAGAACUCGUCGGGGUGUUCCUAUUUGUUUUUAUCGGCACGCUGUCAUAUUCCUCUUUAUCAGUGGUAGCGAUUGCGUUUGCUCAUGGACUUAUCUUUGCUCUGUUAAUUGCGGGAUUUGGCCACAUCAGUGGCGGGCAUUUCAACCCAGCUGUGACUCUUGGGGUUCUCAUAGCAGGGGAGAUCACUCCUCUCCUGGCCCUUGGAUACCUAGUCUCGCAAUGCGUCGGCGCUGUCAUUGGAGCAGCAUGCUGUAGGGGGGUACUCAGCUUUGUACCAGAAGGUGCUUCAAUGACGCCAUAUGAGGCAAUUCUUGGAGGUGCUCAUGACCUUGCUCCUGGAGUUGAUCCAGGACGAGGAAUCCUUUGUGAGAUGCUACUUACGACUGUGCUUAUAACAACAGUGCUUAUGACAGCUGUGGACAGUAAAGGCAAGAACUCACUGGCCCCACUUGCAAUUGGGUUUGCUGUUACUGUCUGUAUACUGGCUGGAAUCAACGUAACUGGUGCAUCAAUGAACCCAGCAAGAAGCUUUGGUCCUGCAGUAGUCAUAUCGUAUUACAAACCUGCCAUUUGGAAUCACCACUAUGUCUACUGGGUUGGGCCAUUGUUGGGUUCGGGAUUUGCUGGUCUUAUGUAUAGAUUUGUGUUCGCCUCUGCAGACAAGAGACUGAUCCUGAAGGAAGACUAAUGGAUCAAUUUAUUGAAUACUCAAAACUAGUGCAUCAGCCUGAAUGGACCCUUUGUGACCAGCUGAUCCAUAUUGUAUAUUGGCUGGGUUGGUGACCCAUAUUUUAUUAUCCACCUGACAGGAACCAUACAUUCAGCAUAUUUGAUGUUAAACAAACAAAUAGGGUACUUUGGCAUAGUUUAAUACAUACUGUAUGUUUUUAACUAGAACGCCAUCUUUACAAUAAAAUAAAUCUCAUUUGAAAUGAAAACCUACAACGGAACAACAUGUAUCUGGAAAUACGAAGGCAUUACACAAACUCUGUAGCAAUCAAAAGAUAUCAGAAAUGUUUCAUCUUGCUUUGCUGUUUAUUUGAUUAUACUAUGUAUAAAUGGGAUGUGACUUUUUAUAGUGUUAGUUUAAUUUGCAAGUACAUUUCAUAUCUAAAUACAGCUAUAGCUUGACUAAUGUAUGAAACAUGACAUCUGGUCUCAUUUAGUGAAAUGCAGGUAACGUAUGGGAUUAUUCAUACCAUUUCAUAUAUGCAUUCAGCACAGUGAUUUAUAUGAUAUACAUGUAUUAUCACACAGGGUCCAAAUGA
Molecule: messenger RNA, 1800 nt
Organism: Owenia fusiformis
Lineage: Eukaryota; Metazoa; Annelida; Polychaeta; Sabellida; Oweniidae
Source: the annotation of a GenBank genome assembly